This is a messenger RNA of Drosophila willistoni, 2001 nucleotides long. It is a transcript of the gene crc, whose product is annotated as activating transcription factor of chaperone. Bases 303 to 1469 code for a protein of 388 amino acids. Gene Ontology annotation, biological process: regulation of transcription by RNA polymerase II. Gene Ontology annotation, molecular function: DNA-binding transcription activator activity, RNA polymerase II-specific; RNA polymerase II transcription regulatory region sequence-specific DNA binding. Gene Ontology annotation, cellular component: nucleus. NCBI's taxonomy places the organism in Eukaryota, Metazoa, Arthropoda, Insecta, Diptera, Drosophilidae. The transcript has 5 exons. The record is from RefSeq and is a predicted model, not a curated record.
CUUGACAGUAUCGUUCCCAAAUGAAACGCAAAAAGAUCAAAAUAUUUUCGUCCGAGGUUUUUGCAUUUAUAUUAACGUGAAAAUGGAUUUAUAGUUUGUGCGCAAGCAACAAAACACCGCACUUAGGUGCCCAAACACAACAAUUAAAAUGGAAUCGUAUACACUAAAACGUGCCACCAUGGCAUCCUCACAACAACAAGAACACCAAGCUCUACAGCAACAACAACAAUCAUUGACAUCAGUUGGACCGGAUUUCAUCUAUUCAAUAUAUUGUAUACUAAGUUUAAUUUCUGCUUCUGAAUAUGGACACAAACACAUCAAUUCUUCUGACCAUGGAAAGCUUGGAUUUGCCCAGAGAUUUGUACUGGGAUCUCAAGCAGGAGACUCCCUCCCCACGAUCUGCGGUGGCCAGCGAGUUGUUUGCUCUCAAUGAGACAACAACUAGUAUCACCGACUGGAUCUAUGACGAUAACUUUGCAAAUGGCAUUACUCUGAUUGGCGAUGUUGAAGGUAAGGACCCAACGGAUAGUGACUCGGCGGAAAUCUUAAGGGACGAGGAUUUUGUUGUGGAGUUUCUUGAUCUGAAGAACGGAGAGUGCCUUUUGGACCAAAAGGAUGCAGUGCACUACAUCGAAUAUCAACCUAAUCAAUAUCAGGCUCUUAUUGACGUAGUGUCCCAACCAAUUAUACCCACAACUAAAAUAGAAGUCUCAGCGCCGACCACUCCAGCACCAUCGGCUGUAGUUUUCCCCCAACAAUGCGAAGACUCCUCCGUAAUAUUGCAGCAAUUGACGCCGCCACAAUCGCCUCCCCAAUUCGAUGCCUAUCAACAUCAACAACAGCCGCCGCUCGUUAAGGCCGAGCAAAAAGUGUUACCUUAUGCCUCUGAUGCUACCAACUCAUCGACUUCAGCUGCUGCCAACAACUUCCAGUUCAACAACUGGACGGCGGGCAGUGAAAUCGAUCGAGAGAGCCAACUGGUCGACGACAUUGUGAAACUUCGCGCCCAGGAACUGCAGUGGCAACAAAUCAACGAUGACUGCGAGUCACAAGCGUCCUCAUCGUUGGAUUGCAGCAGCAACAACAGUAGCAUAGAUGAGGAAUGGCUCCCAGAACAGAACAGCAGUGCUCAAUCGUCACCAGCUCACAGCGCUGGCGAGGAGUUGUUCCAACACCAAGAUGGGGACUUCGAAUUGGAGACGGACGUGCAAAUUAAGACACCCAAAAAGCGGACUCGAGCCUAUGGCCGUGGCGUGGAGGAUCGCAAGAUCCGGAAAAAGGAGCAAAACAAAAAUGCCGCCACACGCUAUCGUCAAAAAAAGAAAAUGGAAAUGGAGAAUGUUUUGGGUGAGGAGCAGAUCUUGGCCCAGGAGAACGAGGCUCUUCGUCGUACUUUGGCUGAUCGUCGCCAUGAGCUCCGCUACUUGCGUCAACUAAUCCGUGAAUUUUAUCAGGGUCGCAAGCACUAAACAUAAGAAACACUUUUCAAGUUUCAAUGCCUUUUGCAAAAAUAUCGUUAUCAUAGUAAGAAGUACAAUCCAAGCCCCUUCCCUCGUAACUACCACAGAACAUCGUAAUCCUCCCACAUGAAAUAAUACAGUCCUCUUUUUUUUAUCAACUUGCUUGGACACUGUCACCUAUAGUAAUUGUAACAGCAGUACGUCUUGACCCGCACUUUUGGCGCUUAUGAAAAGCUGCAAAGCUUCGAACCCUUUCGCCAGUGUGGGCCAAUGACAAAAAAAAAACACCUUUUAAAGCAGCACUGGCCAGUGGGUCAUACCUUAUCCAUGACACCCAUAACUUGCAACAUAAAAAGAUUUACGAAAACCUUUUUGUUUCAAUCCUCCAAAUAAGUUAGAAAGCAAUACCCAGUGCUCCAUCUGCUGCAAUUGAACGUUUCCAGGCAAUGUUUUUAUUAUUCUUUCUUAAGCAAUAAGCAUCGUAAUACAAAAGUUUGAUUUUAUUAUAUAUCAGCAAUAAAUCAAAAGGGUUUUCAAAAAA